Andrographis paniculata is the source of this 1935-nucleotide messenger RNA. Its product is annotated as glycosyltransferase family 92 protein RCOM_0530710. The transcript has a single exon. NCBI's taxonomy places the organism in Eukaryota, Viridiplantae, Streptophyta, Magnoliopsida, Lamiales, Acanthaceae. Bases 60 to 1835 code for a protein of 591 amino acids. The record is from RefSeq and is a predicted model, not a curated record.
UAGUUAAACUGUGGGGUGCGUGAUUCUUUCCCUCUUUGCUAAAACGACGAUAUGAUGUGAUGACGAUGGCUCGUAAAGUCCGAUCGAGAUUCCUCCUGUACGUAAUUCUCCUAUCGCUCAUCUUCUGCACCACCCUAUACCGCUGCUAUCUCCGCCGCCCCGCCGCCUUCGUCGUCGUCUCCUCUGCUUCCUCCGGCUCCCUCAAUUUUGCCAUCCGCGACAACCUCAAGGACGCCGUACUAGUUUCUCGCAAGGAAACUGCUCCUCUUCUUCGCAAGGCACCUAACCAAUCGCCGCAGCUUUCUGCCACAGCGGUUCUGCUACCUGAAUGGGAAGUCCUGUUAAUUGUCUCGCCGGAAACUACUCCUUCCAAUUUCGACGGUUAUUUAUGUUUAUUUCAGACCGAUGAGAUUUCCCCUGCUAGAUUCUCUGGUUUCCUACCGUUUCCCAAUCGAGCAACAUUUGGCUGCCUUAUGCCCGCUAGGUUUCGCCGGAGGCGCCCUCCGUGGAGGCAACCGGUGUUAUUGAAGUCUUCAGAGAGAAAAUCACCACCACCACCGCCGCCGCCGCCGCCGCCGUUGCUAUUGAGGUGGUCCUAUCUGGUGUACGAUUCACUGACGACAGACAACGACGUCGUCUUAUUUGCGAAAGGUGUGAACCAUCGCCAAGGAAUCAACCGCUCGCCGAGCGAAUUCCGGUGUGUAUUCAGAGACAACGCCGGCAACAGCGUCAGAACGGUGGUCACCUCCUCGACGCAGGAAGUCUUCCGCUGCAAACCGCCAGAUCCAUCUGCCAUUAGUGGAGAAGUGAUGCUCUCAUUGGUGAUCGUCGCCGAGAACCACGUGGUCCCAUCUAUAGCUUACUACACACGCCCGCGCACGAUAGCACCAACCAACUCGAAGUCUCUACUGUGCGCCACCACCAUGGUUUACAACGUGACCAAGUAUCUCAAGGAAUGGAUUCUUUACCACUCCAAAAUCGGUGUCGACAAAUUCCUUCUGUACGACAACGGCAGCGACGACGAUCUCGAAGCCGCCGUGCGCGAUCUCGUCGGAAAAGGCUUCGAUGUCAACACCUACCCAUGGCGGUGGCCAAAAACACAGGAAUCUGGCUUCUCACACAGUGUACUGUACGCUAGAAAGGCUUGUACCUGGAUGAUGUACCUCGACGUCGACGAAUUCAUAUACUCUCCGUCGUGGAAAAACUUAAUCAAGCCUUCAAAAUCACUUCUGCAGCGCGUAGUGAUCAAUUCCUCCAAAUCAACCGGACAGAUCACCGUCAGCUGCCACGAAUUCGGUCCGUCCGGUCAGUCUGUUCAUCCACCGGCAGGAGUCACACAAGGCUACAACUGCCGGCGCAAGUUGGAGAACAGGCACAAGUCGAUAGUGCUGCUACACGCGGUGGAUCAUUCACUGCUUAACGUGGUACACCAUUUCGAAUUGCAGGAUGGUUACAAAACGAGGAAGACGACCACAAAAACCAUGGCGGUGAAUCACUACAAGUACCAAGCGUGGCCGGAGUUCAAGUCCAAGUUCAGGAGGCGCGUGUCGGCUUACGUCCUCGACUGGACCCAAAAGUCCAACCCUUCCUCCAAGGACCGGACCCCCGGUUUAGGGUUCGAACCGGUCGAACCGCCGGGCUGGCCCCAGCAAUUCUGCGAGGUACGUGAUAACAAUUUGAAGGUAUUAGUCAGCAGAUGGUUCGGCUUCUUGGAAUCGGAUUCUAGAAGAAUCCGAAUGCCCUGGCAAGAAGAAGAAGAAGAUGAUGAAGAUGGGCAUUUUGAAAUUGGUGUUCGAACAAGGUCAGCCUCUGGUUCUAUCCAUGAUUUUUUUUAAUUUGAUAUAUUUUUUGGAUGAUCGAUUGAAAUUGAAAAUAUAAGAUAAUAUUCUUUAGAAUGUGUAUAAGCUUCAGUUUUGAUAUUUUUAUACAUAAUAC